AUGUCCUCUGUCCCUCAAGGCUUCUCUCUGGGCUGGCGGUGGCUCCCAGGGCACUGUGCCUGGCUGGACAGCAGGAUUCUGGAGCCCAGAACUGACUUUCGUGGCCACCCCCUUCCCCGGCCAUCCAUCUCCCCGCGGCGCGUGGCGGACACACCGCCUCCUGGUAUUGAACAGCGAGAUGAGAAGCUGGACAGCAGUACAGCUGGCAUUUCUGAGGGCCCGCUCUCCUCACUGGCGGCUCUGGAGCGAGUCCCUAGGACCCCCAUGGCAAGUGUGCAAACUGGGGCUCUGAGAGCCUUCCUCUCCUCCGGCCUCAGGGCCCUCACACCCUCUGAGUCCUGUGUUCUGCCGGUGGCCAGUUCCAGCUGGGAGCCCAGGCUGGGCCCGCCCUUCCCGGCAGGCCCUGACACCGGCUCCUCCAGGACCCCAGCCGUGGCCAAACCUUCUGGGCAGGACCCCAAGAACCCUCGCGUGUCCAGCGUGACGGUGCAACUGGAGAUGAAGUCUUUGUGGGAGGAGUUCAACCAGCUGGGCACAGAGAUGAUCGUCACCAAAGCGGGCAGGAGGAUGUUCCCCACCUUCCAGGUGAAGAUUCUGGGCAUGGACAGGCUGGCCGACUACGCUCUGCUCAUGGACUUUGUCCCCCUGGAUGACAAGAGAUACAGGUACUCCUUCCAUAGCUCUGCGUGGCUGGUGGCUGGUAAGGCAGACCCUGUCACACCCGGCCGUGUGCACUUCCACCCCGAUUCGCCAGCCAAGGGUGCACAGUGGAUGCGCCAGAUUGUGUCCUUCGACAAGCUCAAGCUAACCAACAACCUGCUAGACAACAAUGGUCAUAUCAUCCUCAACUCCAUGCACCGUUACCAGCCCCGCUUCCACGUGGUCUUUGUGGACCCACGGAAGGACAGUGAACGCUAUGCCCAGGAGAACUUCAAGUCCUUCAUCUUCACGGAGACCCAGUUCACCGCCGUGACAGCGUACCAGAACCACCGGAUUACUCAGCUGAAAAUCGCCAGCAAUCCUUUUGCCAAGGGCUUUAGAGAGAGUGACCAGGACUCCUGGCCUGUGUCCCCACGGCCCCUGCAGAGCAUCCCACCACGGGGUCAUAGCAGUCUCCGUCCCUAUCUGAUAAAGGGUCUCACAGAGCAGGAGACAGAUCUCAGCAAAGCUCCAACCUCCACCUCAAGGACCUCUGCGCUCAACCAUCAACAGCUGGCACCCCCUGAGGCCCUGCUGGCCCCAGCCACCUAUCGCCCUCCCACCUACCAGAGUCUGUACCCAGGAGUCCCAAGUUCCUUUGGGAUCCCAAGAGCCCGAUCAGCACCAUACCCUCUUCCCAACAUCCAGGCUGACAGGGAUCAAGGGGGUCUGCCCCUCCCAGAAGGGCUGGGGCUCCUGUCCUCCACUACUGUAUGCCUAGGGCCCGGCCAGGACCCACAGUGA
Messenger RNA from Chrysochloris asiatica (Cape golden mole), 1443 nucleotides. It is a transcript of the gene TBX10, whose product is annotated as T-box 10. Gene Ontology annotation, biological process: cell fate specification; positive regulation of DNA-templated transcription; regulation of transcription by RNA polymerase II. Bases 1 to 1443 code for a protein of 480 amino acids. The transcript has 10 exons. Gene Ontology annotation, cellular component: nucleus. NCBI's taxonomy places the organism in Eukaryota, Metazoa, Chordata, Mammalia, Afrosoricida, Chrysochloridae. The record is from RefSeq and is a predicted model, not a curated record. Gene Ontology annotation, molecular function: DNA-binding transcription factor activity, RNA polymerase II-specific; RNA polymerase II cis-regulatory region sequence-specific DNA binding.